Messenger RNA from Xylona heveae TC161, 1955 nucleotides. Its product is annotated as ribonuclease III. The record is from RefSeq and is a predicted model, not a curated record. Gene Ontology annotation, biological process: rRNA processing; regulation of gene expression; primary miRNA processing. NCBI's taxonomy places the organism in Eukaryota, Fungi, Ascomycota, Xylonomycetes, Xylonales, Xylonaceae. Gene Ontology annotation, cellular component: nucleus. The transcript has a single exon. The coding region runs from base 136 to 1539 and encodes 467 amino acids. Gene Ontology annotation, molecular function: double-stranded RNA binding; ribonuclease III activity.
ACACAAGACUCCCGAAUCUACCGUCUCGACAACGACAAAGCACCCAAGAGACCGCUUGGUGCUGGCCCUCGCCACGAAGCCAAUUGCUCGAGCCGGUUGGGAUUGAAUGCGGAGGAGCAUAAUACUGGAGACAAGAUGAAUCGAUUACGGCUUGAGAGAUGGUGCGGCCAGGUGCUGUCCGCACGGCCGACACGGGCCUGUCACGCUCAUCUCUCCAUCUCACGCCCAUGUGCUGCUCGCAGCCUGAACGUUAGAUAUCAAUCCAAUUCCGCUGCAACAGACGCUUCAUCAUCUGAAGCACCGUCUGCACCAGCCGCCACAGCUGCCGCUGCCGCUGCUACUGCUGCUGCUACUGCAGCACCUUCGCUCUCAUCAUCCCAACCCUCCGCAACAUCUCCUGCAGAGCCUGCAACUUCUUCUUCCUCUUCAUUCUCCUCGCCCUCGCCUUCAUCCGAACCCAUCUCAUCCUUACCACCAUCGUCCGCCGAGCAAGACAUCGUAUACGACUACGAGACACUUACGCAAUAUCCGUCUCCUCCACCCGAACUCGCACGCUCCUCGGCCAAGCUCGCCGCGCUGCACGCUCGACUCGGGCUCCCCGAACGCUUCCCGCUGGAGACGCUGGCACGCGCGCUCGUCGACCCGAGCGCGGAUCCCGCUCCACGAUUCAACAACGGCUCGCUGCGAACCCUCGGAAACAAUCUCCUGGGCUACUAUGCCGCCGAGCACCUGGUGUGCAAGUAUCCACGGUUACCCCUGACGGUACUUUUCCAAGCCGUGUACGCAUACAUUGGGCCCAAGGCGCUCUCACAAGUGCGGCACGAAUGGGGUAUCGAGCUGGCCGCCGAGCCCGGCGGCGAAGUCGACCCCGGCCUUCUCCAAUUCGCCCGUCUGACUCCCGGCGAGACCCCCGCCGAGGGCACCAGCGGACGCCCCAACGAAGAGAUGGGCUGGCGACGGGGCAUGAGCUCCCGCGUCGUGUACGACAACAUGUACGGCGAGCCCAAGACGGAGAUGGAAGCCUCUGAGCGACCCGAACUCGCACCGGGCGUCACGGUCGAGGACAAGCGCGGCGAGACCGCCGAGCACGCCGGCGCCAACUGCGUCCGCGCCAUUUUCGGCGGCCUCUACCUCCACGCUGGCCGCCCUGCCGCCAAGAAGUUCUUCCACGACCAUUUCCUGAGCCGCCAGCUCGACAUUGCCGCCUUGUUCCAGUUCAACCAACCGACCCGCGACCUCAGCCGCUUGUGUGCCCGUGAGGGCUUCGAGCCCCUCAUUGCUCGCCUGCUCAGCGAGACCGGUCGCCACAGUCGCCACCCGGUCUUCGUGGUCGGCGUCUACUCCGGCAAGGACAAGCUCGGCGAAGGCAUCGGCGGCAGUCUCGACGAGGCCCGUAUCCGCGCUGCCAUCUCCUCGCUCAAGGGCUGGUAUUUGUACAGUCCCAUGGACACCCGCGUGCCCAGUGAUGUCGAGGGCCAAGAUGGCGCUUCUGUUUCCUGGAAGCCCGUGUAUGUUGACGGAGGCGAGGUUGUGGUUUAAAGUGUCGUUUGUCUUUUUGAACCAGGUCAUCGUGUAUAGGCAAUUUUCUUUUUUUUUUCCUUUUUUUUUUUCAUUCCAUGUGGUGGUUAUUUUAGAUCAAAUCGGCUUCUUUGGAGCUUCACCCUUUACCUUACCUGCUCCAACUCUCCACGGUCCACCGCCGCCGCUGCCGCCGCCGUCGACAACAACAACAACAUGCAAGCCAGAAUAUGGGAUAGAAUUUAUUUGAUUUUUGAGUAUGAUGACCAUACUUCUUCUCAAAAAUUUUUAUCUCUUCUCAAAGUGUCCUUUUCCUUUUUCCCUUUAUUUCUAUAUCUUUUCCCUUGAACCGCCACAAGCUCUCCCACUUUACACUGUUCAUCUUUUUCCUUUUCUCAUCUUGUAUAAUCAAAAUUUAAAGCAUCUUGGGGGAAAAU